UUACUAGGGUUUUGACUGGUAGAUUCUCAACAUUGUUUUAAACAGAUAACACAAUGAGGCUAAGUCGGGUGUUCAGAGUACUGCAGCAGCACUGUAUACCUUACAGAAUGUGUAUGGUGUCAGUUUGCGGUACUUUUGAAGCUGGCUGGAUACAUAAACAUGGGACAUUGAUGGCCACAAAACACAUGAUCUCCUGCCAACACCUAACAUUGCGGGGAAUUCAGUCAUCAUGUGUACAUAAUACAAAGAGAAGAGGACCAAAUGUGAAAAGAGCUCCAGUUGUAUAUGGAAGUAAAAAGUUUGUGCCAGAUUCAAUAUUUGUAAAGGUGCCAAUGGGAGUUUCAGUUGAAAAAUUUGCAUCACUGCUGAACAUAGAUGAAGGUACAAUACAACAAUACUAUAAGAAAGCUGUUGGUGGUCAUGAUUACGAAAAAUUCAAAUCAAAAUUUGAAAACGAACCAUCAGCUGGAGUAAUGAAAUCAAUUGGUAAAUUUGUCGGAGUGAAAGUGAAUGUAGUAGAGAAAGCGCCAGCUAAGCAGAUUACAUACAUUGAAGAGGAGCAGACCGAAAACAAAGAUAUAUUACCAUCUCCACCCCCAGAUCCUAGUGUAUUAGUUGCACGAUCUCCUGUUGUCACCAUCAUGGGCCACGUAGACCAUGGUAAAACGUCGCUGCUAGAUUCUCUCAGGAAAUCCAAUGUGGUGGAAAAUGAAUUUGGUGGCAUAACUCAGCAUAUUGGAGCAUUUUCUGUCAACCUGCCAUCAGGAGAAUCUAUAACAUUCCUGGACACUCCUGGACAUGCUGCUUUUGCAGCCAUGCGUGAACGAGGAGCAAAUGUCACAGACAUUGUCGUACUGGUGGUAGCAGCAGAUGAUGGUGUGAUGGAACAGACCAAGCAGUCCAUUAUAUUUGCCAAAAAUGCUGGAGUUCCAAUUAUUGUAGCCAUUAACAAGAUAGAUAAACCUGAAGCUGACAUUGAAAAUACCAAACAAAUGCUGUUACAACAUGGAAUCACUGUUGAAGACUACGGAGGAGAUACACAAGCAGUUCCAGUGUCUGCUCUUAAGGGUACAAACCUUGAAAAACUUCAGCAGGCAAUACUCACAGAAGCAGAAAUCAUGGAUCUUAAAGCUAGCCCAGCAGGGAAGGUCAGAGGUCGUGUCAUAGAGGCCAGUACUGAUGUUGGUAGAGGGAGGUUGGUUACUGCCAUAAUACAGAGUGGCACACUGAGGAAAGGAGACCUGCUGAUAGCUGGGACAACCUGGGCCAAGGUUCGACAAAUGUUUGAUGAAAACAGAAAACCUUUAAAGGAAGCUCCGCCAGCAACACCUGUUGAGAUCACUGGCUGGAAGGAGUUACCAUCUGCAGGAUGUGAAAUACUUCAGGGUUCAUCAGAGUCACAGAUCAAAGAUGCAAUUUCUUGGAGGAAAGAUAACCAGUUUAAAGAAAAGGAAGACAAAAUAUUUGAAGAAAUUGAAGAAAAACAACAAAAGCUGAGAGAAAUUUAUCUUGAAAGGAGGAACUCAAUCCGUUUAAAAGGAUAUAGGAGACGAUCGAUGCAAAAAAAGAAAGAAUCUGAAGCAGCAGAUACUAGUCCACAAUUAGCUGUCGUUAUAAAAGGUGAUGUUGAUGGUUCUGUGGAAGCAAUUUUAAACUGUCUCAGCACAUACAACUCGUCACAGUGCCGACUGGAUAUUCUUCGCUAUGACGUUGGGGAGGUGAACAUGAAUGACAUAGAAACAGCUGAAGUAUUUGAUGGUGAAAUUUAUGCAUUUAAUGUGAAAGUUCCCAAUGAUAUCAGCAAAAUGGCAGAAAGAAAAGAAAUCUUAAUAAGAGAACACAACGUAAUAUACAAAAUGAUUGAUGACAUUAAAGAAACCAUGACUUCUAGGAUUCCAAAAGAGGAAGUGGAAGAUAUCAUAGGUGAAGCCCAAGUUCUACAAUCUUUCCCUUUCCAUGAUGGCAAGAAGCAGCUCUCAAUAGCCGGUUGUAAGUGUGUCAAGGGAAAUCUGCUGUUGUCCUCUCCAUUCAAGGUCAUACGGGAUGAUGAGACAAUUUACAGAGGGAGUGUAGUUUCUCUAAAACAUUUCAAAAAGGAUGUUAAUGAAAUAAAAAAAGACAUGGAAUGUGGACUUAGAGUAAGUGAUGAAGACUUUGUGUUUCAACCUGGAGAUUAUAUUGUGUGUUAUGAGUCAAAGAUGGUACACACAAAAUUAGACUGGAAUCCAGGAUUUUGAUGAUAAUAACUUUUAGUCAAAUUGUUCGAAAGUGUGAAUGAAAAUAAAAUGUU
Molecule: messenger RNA, 2290 nt
Organism: Ylistrum balloti
Lineage: Eukaryota; Metazoa; Mollusca; Bivalvia; Pectinida; Pectinidae
Product: translation initiation factor IF-2, mitochondrial-like
Exons: 16
Coding region: 54-2237 (727 amino acids)
Biological process (GO): translational initiation
Molecular function (GO): GTPase activity; translation initiation factor activity; GTP binding
Source: RefSeq, a predicted model, not a curated record